Messenger RNA from Tuber melanosporum (Perigord truffle), 3706 nucleotides. RefSeq lists its product as uncharacterized. Gene Ontology annotation, molecular function: UDP-glycosyltransferase activity; hexosyltransferase activity. Bases 434 to 3643 code for a protein of 1069 amino acids. The record is from RefSeq and is a predicted model, not a curated record. NCBI's taxonomy places the organism in Eukaryota, Fungi, Ascomycota, Pezizomycetes, Pezizales, Tuberaceae. The transcript is spliced from 10 exons. Gene Ontology annotation, biological process: carbohydrate metabolic process.
GUUUAAAGGGAAGGUCUUUGCUCGUCGGCGCAUUCUCAAAACCCUUAAUUUCCACCGAACUCGCAGUAUUCACAGUUAAAAACCACUCGCGUGGACCUGAGGCUCUUCUCAAUCAAAAAUUCUAGGCCCGCUAAUAAAGAUGUCGGACGACCGAUCUCUGACAGGCAGGCGAACCCCCCCCCCAAUCCCUCCUCAUCAAUCUCCACACGAAGGUGAUGCGGCUCAUCUGUCCAACCGCAAUACUCCUCCUCCAGUAUAUAGCCCAUUGCCUUCGAUAGAUUCGGUACCAGCUGGGCCUUUAGUUAGUCCACAUCACGGCAGCUUUGCAGAUGGCCAUCCAGAAUUUAUCUCCGAGCUUGAAGGGGACCCGCCUUCCUCGCCCCCUCCGGCGUUUUCGGAAAUAUACGGGGAACUUGAUAUAGAGCAGGACGAGAUGGAGACGAAUGCAAAGAUUGCUGAUGAUGGCCGGAUCAACAUUAACAUCAAUCAAAGGACUGCGACUCUAUCAUCGCUUCUGGCUCCGGCAAUGAGGGGACAACUGGCACUGGCCGAGGAAGCAAAGGAUCGUGCACUGCAUGGAAAACCUAUCGAUUUGCCGGUUCCUGGUUUCGAUAUUCCUGAAUUUGCCAGGAACGUACCACCUCUCAAUAUACUCAUACAAAUAAUUGGGAGUAGGGGGGAUGUGCAGCCCUUUAUUGCGCUCGGUCAGGUAUUGAAAAAUGGGUAUAAACAUAGGGUUAGGGUUGCUACACAUCCGACAUUCAAAGAGUUUGUUGAGGAAAAUGGCCUAGAGUUCUUUUCCCUAAGCGGCGAUCCCUCAGAACUUAUGGCAUUCAUGGUGAAAAAUCCUGGAUUAAUGCCUGGUUUCGACAGCCUAAAGAAUGGGGAUGUAACAAAGAGAAGAAAGGCAAUGUGGGAUGUGCUUGUAGGUGGUUGGAGAGCUUGUAUUGAACCUGGUGAUGGAACUUCCUAUUCUCUCGACUUGGCUUCUAGUGGAGCGAAGCCCUUUGUGGCAGACGCUAUUAUUGCUAACCCUCCAAGCUUUGGGCAUAUUCAUUGCGCUGAAAAGCUAGGAGUACCUUUGCACCUAAUGUUUACGAUGCCUUGGUCACCAACGACUGCUUUUCCUCAUCCGUUAGCAAAUAUCCAGAGCUCUAAUGCUGAGGGCGCGGUAACAAAUUUUCUCAGUUACAUACUUGUGGAGAUGAUGACUUGGCAAGGUCUAGGUGACCUGGUAAACAAAUUCCGCGCAAAGAAGUUGGGCCUAGAUCCUAUCAGCACUAUGUGGGCUCCAGGGAUGAUCGCCAGACUUAAGGUCCCACAUACGUAUUGCUGGUCUCCAGCUCUUAUCCCCAAGCCACUAGAUUGGCCUCAACAUAUAUCCAUCAGCGGCUUCUUUUUCCUCUCUUUGGCAUCGUCGUACAUACCCCCGCCAGAUCUUGCCGACUUCCUAGCAUCAGGCCCGCCCCCGGUUUACAUUGGGUUCGGGUCAAUCGUGGUCGAUGAUCCUAACGCUUUGACAGAUAUGAUAUUUUCUGCUGUGCGCAAAACCGGGGUCCGCGCUUUAGUGUCUAAGGGGUGGGGGGGGCUUGGAGGUGACCAAUUAGAUCUACCACCAGGGGUCAUGAUGUUAGGAAAUUGCCCGCAUGAUUGGUUAUUCCCACGAUGCUUGGCAGUUGUUCAUCACGGGGGAGCUGGCACCACUGCAGCCGGCAUAAGAUGUGGUAAACCCACUGUUAUCGUUCCAUUCUUUGGUGACCAGCCAUUUUGGGGGAGUAUGGUAGCAGGGGCUGGUGCGGGGCCUGGGCCAACACCAUUCAAGAAGCUAACGGCGGACAUACUAGCGGAUAACAUAUCAAUGGCAACAAGUCCUCAAACACAAGAGCGAGCAGGGGAACUUGGUGCCAGAAUCAGAGAUGAAAACGGCACUGAGGUAGGAGCGAAGUCCUUCCUGAGUUUGCUGGGCGGACAACCCGGUGAGGGAGGGGUCUACAGGUGUAUGGUCGACAAUACGAAGGUUGCAACCUGGAGAGUCAAAGCCACGGAUGUCCCGCUCAGUUCUUACGUGGCCAGUAUAUUGGUGAAUAAUGGGAAAAUAGAGGGUGGAUGGAACGGCUUGAAGCUCUGCAGGCACAAAGAUUGGAAUACGGAUGCUGGUCCCUUUGAGCCAAUAAGUGGUGCCACUGGUGCGCUAGUUGGUACUCUUGGGAGUGUCAUGAUGGGCCUUGGAGAUUUCCCGAAGGGUGUUUUCAAACAAUUUCGGAAAGCGAAGCCCCACGGUCGCUCUCAUCGAGAGGCUGUUCCUAGUCUAUUCUCUGGAGGCGAAAGGGCAAGUGACGUCCCCCUCACUUCUCCAGAACUGGGCGAGCGUGAGGCAGGAUUUAUGGAUCGCGACACCGCCAUUGGUGCAAGCCGGAGUGUUAGUAGCAUAGUGGAAGCUGGGUUGAAAUCGCCGAUGGAUUUUACGCUUAGCCUUGCGCAAGGUUUCCACAAUGCCCCAAAAUUAUAUGGCGACAACACUGUAAGGUCCCUAGAGAAGGUAACGGGAUUUCACAGCGGCUUGAGAGCGGCGGGGAAGGGGCUAGGGCUUGGUCUCUACGAUGGCGUUUCCGGGCUUGUCACCCAACCCAUUCAAGGGGCCAAGGAGGAGGGGGCUGUGGGAUUAUUCAAGGGAUUUGGGAAGGGUAUUGGUGGAAUAGUAUUAAAAGGCGGAGCCGCCUUCUGGGGAGUCCCCGGAUAUACUAUGAAAGGCAUUCAUAGAGAGAUACAGAAGCUUCAGGUAUCGGACGUAGAUAAACUCAUAAUCGGGUCAAGAAUUGCUAUUGCAGAGGCGGAAUUCCAACAAUCCAGCUCGCAAUUACAACACCGGAUAAUUGACAGGUGGCAUAAUUUAGGUCUUGGCAAGUUCAAGAAAGUGAGGAGCAAAGGAGCCAGUUCUACCAGCUUUCUUUGUCGCUACCGGAAACCGAAAGUCAAAGGAAGUGAACCACUAGAAGCUGAAACUGUCCCACAAAGCAUUACUACACAUGUUGGCAAUUUUGACGAUGAAGAGCUUGAAAAAGCCAUUAAGGAAUCGGUUAAGAUAACCUCAAAUGGUGAUUCUGGGGAGGAUGAAGCGGUUGAAAGAGCAAUUCGUGUUAGCAUCGCCGAGCUGCAGGGAGGGAGGAGCCUUUCUAUGCAUGGGGCGGUUGGCAGCGACUCUGAGGAAUCCGAGGAGGAAAUCUAUCAGAGGGCUAUCAGAGCGUCGGCGGCUGAGGCUGAGAGAAGUGAUGGAACAAAUGUUCCCAACGACCUAAUUCUGGAGGAGGCAUUGCGAAAUAGCCUGUUAGAUGGAGAUUCGGGCCACAACACACAGGUAGACACACAGGAUGAAGAGCUAGAAAGAGCCCUCAGAGAGAGCAUAAGGGAUGAGAAGGCACCAAUGAGGGAAUACUCCGAUACCCAAGAUGGUGUUGGUGACCCUGAAUUGCAAAGGAUAAUUGAGGAAAGCAAGCAAUUAGAGAUUGAGAGAGAGUUGAGAAGGAAGGCAGAGGAGGAGGUUAUCAUGGAGUAUGUGAAGAAAGCUAGCCUGGAGGAGCAGGAGUACGAACGGAGGAACAAGCAGAGGAGUUGGGUAGAUGAGGCGGGGCCUUCUACGCGCUAGCCCGGCGCUGGAGCAGGAAGAAAUGAAGCGUGAAUAUAACUAGCGAUACCUUGUUUUAAGCCG